Molecule: messenger RNA, 915 nt
Organism: Cotesia congregata
Lineage: Eukaryota; Metazoa; Arthropoda; Insecta; Hymenoptera; Braconidae
Source: the annotation of a GenBank genome assembly
AUGGAUUUAAAUUUACGAAAACCAAUGUUUUUGCUAGAUAAUCUAACAAAUGAUAUAAGUGGAAAUAAAUUACCCACUAACAAACAAGUUUUGAGGUUAUUAUUUCAUUGCACUAAGAACAUGAAAACAACAGUUUAUGAAGGCUGUAAAAUAACAAUUGAAAAAGUGAAAAAAUUUUGGGUGUUUGCUGGGAUUUUUAUACUAGAUGACAAACGAUGUAUAAAAAAAUUGGAAAGUUUGCACGAAGAGUACAGAAUGGUACAUAAAAAUGCUGGCAUACCAUCAAAUCAUCAAAAAGAGCAAGAGUUUUUUCUUAAAUUGGAACAACUUUUUGAUAUUGCUCAUAGUCGAAUUUUUGAAAUGGUCAGCAAUGAAAUAAAAAAUUUUUUGAUUGAUCAACGAUCAGAUAGAAAUUUGCACCUGAAUUUUUCGGCCAAUCAGCAAAGUCGUCCAAACGAGUUGUCCGAAAAUCUACUUGUUAAUGUUGAUCACUUCAAUGAGCCAUCAACUUCAAAGAUUCCACUUUCAGAAAAUGAUGAUUCCUUUAUAAAACUAUCACCUUGUCAAGAAAUUAAAACAAUAUCUCAGAGUAUAGAACACGAGUCAGAUAACGUUGAGUUAACGAGGAAAAUUUCAAAUAAUUAUUUGCCAUCAAGUUCAAUUAGUUCAGAAGGAAUUAUGUCCAGUGGGGAAAUGAUUAGUUCUUCGUCACCACCCAGUCAAAGAUCAGAAUUUGAAGUAGGUGGACGAUACUACAAUCGGAAAAAUGAGAGAGGAGUUAUUAAUAUUAUGACUGAAAAUGUCGUAGCCACUUUGGAUAAUUGUAAAGUAUCGUAUAGAAAUUCGGUCCGGAUUAUAUCCGCAAUAUCUGAAGCGCUCCAAUUUGACAAGUAUUUAAACAGAAUGAUGAUUUAA